GGGGCUGUGCAGCGCGGCCGCUGCCUGGCGGUGGCGGCGGAGCGGGGCUGUGUGGGGCGCCCGGCCCAAUGGCGGCGCUGAAGUACGCGGGGCUGGACGAUACGGACAGCGAGGAGGAGCUGCCGCCGGGCUGGGAGGAGCGGACCACCAAGGACGGCUGGGUUUACUACGCGAAUCACCUGGAAGAAAAAACACAAUGGGAACAUCCUAAGUCUGGGAAGAGGAAACGUGUCGCAGGAGAUCUGCCAUAUGGAUGGGAGCAGGAGACUGAUGAAAACGGACAAGUCUAUUUUGUAGACCACAUAAACAAAAGGACUACCUACCUUGACCCAAGACUGGCCUUUACAGUUGAAGAUAAUCCAGUAAAACCUACCGCUAGACAAAAAUAUGAUGGAAACAGCACUGCAAUGGAAAUACUCCAGGGUCGUGACUUAAGUGGCAAAGUGGUUAUAAUCACGGGAGCAAAUUCAGGAAUAGGUUUUGAAACUGCAAAGUCUCUUGCACUGCAUGGGGCACACAUUAUCCUGGCCUGCAGAAGUACAUCCAGAGGCAAUGAGGCUGUACAACGCAUUCUUGAGGAAUGGCAUAAAGCCAAGGUAGAAGCAAUGACCUUAGACCUUGCUUCACUUCAGAGCGUGCAGCACUUUGCUGAAGCAUUCAAAUCCAAGAAUGUGCCUCUUCACAUACUGAUCUGCAAUGCUGCUGUGUUUGGGGUUCCCUGGUGCUUGACGGAGGAUGACCUGGAGUCCACCUUCCAGGUGAACCACUUGGGACAUUUCUAUCUUGUCCAGCUUCUGGAAGACGUUUUGCGCCAGUCAUCUCCUGCCAGGGUUGUGGUGGUGUCCUCAGAAUCACACAGAUUUACAGAAAUUAAAGACUCCUCUGGAAAACUUGAUUUCAGCCUGCUUUCUCCAUCUAAGAAGGAGUAUUGGGCUAUGUUGGCCUACAACCGUUCCAAGCUUUGCAAUAUACUGUUCUCCAACGAGCUGAACCGACGCCUUUCUCCCCAUGGAGUGACGUCUAAUGCAGUCCAUCCUGGAAAUAUGAUUUACUCCUCCAUUCAUCGUAACUGGUGGGUGUACACCCUGCUGUUUACCUUGGCUCGACCUUUCACCAAAUCCAUGCAACAAGGAGCUGCCACAACUGUCUACUGUGCCACGGCUGCGGAGCUGGAGGGCCUGGGAGGGAUGUACUUCAACAACUGCUGCCGCUGCCUGCCGUCGCAGGAGGCACAGACCGAGGCCACGGCUGCGGCCCUCUGGGAGCUGAGCGAGAGGCUGAUCCAAGAAUGAAUUGGCAGGCAGUCCAAAUAACAGGGAGCUCCUGGAAGGAUCAAAACACACAAGUGUGUGCUUGCUCGGAAACUGCCAACACUGGAACCUGUCCAAUCUUAUCAUCUAGAGGGUUUCCAUAUACCUCAGAUACAGAUUAACCAGUGUUAAAUGAAAUAAUAGCAGUCACAACAUAGUGAAAAAUGUUAAGUACUAAUGGGAAAUGGGGAAUACUGUGGGUUAAAGGGACAAUGCGGCUUCCUGGGGCUUAGUUACUCUUGGUUCUCUUUCUUUUGAUUAUAGCCUCUUCAAAGUGUAACCCAAGGAGGCAUCUUUUGUCUUACUUCAGAAAAGCAAUGCUGCAGAUAUUUUCUGCUGUUUUGAUUAAUGGGUAGGUAUGUAGCCCGGUAUGGGAUUUCCUCUUUAUUUUGAUAAUUACUGUCUGUUAGGCUUUAGGUAUUGACUAGGAGAUGGUAGCUGUGUUGAUUCUUCUUUUCCCUACAAGGAUUUUAUUGGGUGUGGCAAAUUAAAAA
Messenger RNA from Dryobates pubescens (Downy woodpecker), 1804 nucleotides. RefSeq names its product WW domain containing oxidoreductase (gene WWOX). The coding region runs from base 69 to 1292 and encodes 407 amino acids. NCBI's taxonomy places the organism in Eukaryota, Metazoa, Chordata, Aves, Piciformes, Picidae. Gene Ontology annotation, molecular function: protein binding. The transcript is spliced from 9 exons. The record is from RefSeq and is a predicted model, not a curated record.